Molecule: messenger RNA, 1116 nt
Organism: Pollicipes pollicipes
Lineage: Eukaryota; Metazoa; Arthropoda; Thecostraca; Pollicipedomorpha; Pollicipedidae
Product: serine/threonine-protein kinase 11-interacting protein
Exons: 6
Coding region: 1-1035 (344 amino acids)
Cellular component (GO): cytoplasm
Molecular function (GO): protein binding
Source: RefSeq, a predicted model, not a curated record
AUGGCAGCUGACGACCGGGAGCUGAUCGCGCGGACGGCGGCGGCGCUGCGGGACACCUGCGACCGCCUGCUGAACGGCGACGCGGCGCGCCGGCCCUACCUGCGCGCGCUGAGCUGCGCUGGCGGCCUGGCCUCGCUGGCCGAGCUGCUGGCUGGCUGCGGCGGCGACGGCAGCUCGCCCUUCCUCUGGGAGGAGCUGACCGAGGUGCGGCUGACGCGCUGCCGCUUCGAGGCGCUCGACGAGUCGGUGCGCCUGGUGCCGCACGUGUGCCUGCUGGACCUCAGCCAGAACCGGCUUGUGGCUACCGACGGGCUCGAGUACCUGGCCGGCCUGCAGCACCUCAACCUGGCACACAACCAGCUCAGCGGUCUGCCCCAGCUCUGCAUGCCCGCCUACCUGGCGCUCCGCUGGCUCUCGCUCAGUAGCAACAAGCUCGAGUCACUCGAUGGCCUGCAGGAGAUGGUGGUGCUCGAGCACCUGGACGUCAGCUUCAACUUCCUGCUGUCGCACGCGCUGUUGGGGCCGCUGUUGGAGCUCGGACGGCUCCGGACACUUCACCUGCGGGGUAACCCUCUGUGCUGCUACAGCGACCACCGGCUCCGCACCGCCCGCGCCCUGCACCCCCUCUGCCAGACGGAUCAGUUCUGGCUGGACGGCUGGCGCCUGGAGCGGUCUGAGCUGCCGCCGCGCCAGCGUGCGCCGGCGACGAGGCCGGCGCUGCCCUCCGCGGGACCGUCGCCUGGGCCCGUGCGCACCGCGCUCAGCAGCGCGGCCCGGCCCGGCUCGCUCGACACCCGGCCGCCGCCCAUAGGCUCUGGCGGCAGUACGCCGGGCUCCCGACGACGGCGCACCAAGAGGCGCUCGCGGGUGAACCUGGCCGAUAUCUCCGACCUGGGCUCGACCCGGCCGGCUGCCGUCCUCACCACGUCCGGCAGCCUGAGCGACCAGACGUCCAGCCUCGACGGCAGAGAGCUACCGUCACACCUGGCCACGCGGGAGCAGAUCGAGGGACUCCGCCAGCAGCUGGGCGCCUGACUGGCUGCACAGCCGCGGCGGCACGCUGGUGCAGCAGCUGCUGGGCCUGCCAGAGCAGCCUCCGCCCACCUUCACCGUCGG